CAAAUAUUAUACGCGCCCUCUUCGAAAAAAAUAAGCUUGAGCACGAAUUGGGCUGUGUUUCUACGAUAUUCUUAUUUCAAAAGAUUUAUAAAAUUAGUAUAUUGACCUUCAUGCAAUUCGAAACAAUGUUUCUACACACCUUUACUUUAAUUUUAAAUUUUACUCGCACCGCAUUGCGAAUCUCUGGAACAGAAAAAAAAACAGCCAAUCUCUGCGAAUUACAAAGCAAAAAGGAAUCUAAAAAAUAGACGCCGCCAUAUUCGUUCGGUUUUACAGCACUAUUUUUCUCAACACUGUAAGCAUGGGCUCAGUGGACAUCAAGAAAUACCGUGGGAAAUGCUGCAUUCCAGAUUUCGAAGACUUGCUUCCCAACCGCAAGUAUCGCUGCAAUAGGUGCGACAAACGACCACCAGUGUUCAAUGGGCUGGAUCGGUACAAUCGCCAUUUGAGGAAAUUUCACAAAAUAGAAGUUAAAGAAGCUGAUUGUUUUCAUUGUCCCUUGGAGGAGUGUCAGUACCAUAAACAUAGGCUGAAUGUUGCCCCUAUGACAAAGCUGCACAUGUUGCGUCGACACUACCAGGAGCGCCACUUGCCGAAGAAGUACAAAUGCACGCAUUGCUGCCGAAGGUUCGUUCUGGAGGAUCAGUUGUUGAAACACAAAUGUAGACGUGUUGCGAACCACUAUGAAAAUCAACAUGUGGAGAUCGAUGUGGAGAGUAUGGAUGAUAAGAAUAGUAAUGCGAGUAGUGCCGAAGAAACACUAGAGCUACCGCAGGAAAGCAUGGACACCGAACAAGAUAGAGGUCAACGGGUGGAGCUCCCCGCUGCGAAGAGUAUUUGCCCCCACUGCGAUAGGACACUCCAUAAAAAGUCCUUGAAGCGACAUUUAUUGGGGUGCUCUGCCGAGAAACAAUGUGAAAAAUGUAGUAGGAAGUAUAAGCACAGUCACAACUGCAAGGAGUAUUUCUGCAAUUUGUGCAGCCGUACAUUCUUUCGCAAGUCAGACCUGGCCAAGCACAUCACUACUUUGGCCCGUAACCGCUCGUCAAUCUCAGAAUACAUGGAUUUUAUUGAGGAUUUCGAGCAACUGAUUCACAGAAUAGAAUCUAAAGAAGUCCAGGACGAAGCGCUGAUCAAAACGAUAGCCGACAUUCUCCUCUAUAGUCAUGAGCGCGAACGACUUUAAUAUUUUCAUAUGUAACGAUCUUAAAAUAAAAUUUGUUCAUUUUCCAUCACUGAUCACUCAGGGUUGCUUUGCGCGCCACUCAGAUCAGAUUGAGCGGUUUUGUUUACUUUCUUCUACAAUCGCCUACAGAAUUGGAUUAGGUUAGAAAGAAGAGCUCACCUCGUAUCCCCACUAUCUGCAGAAUGUCGGAGAGCGCGAGCCAAGACGCAGGGGAGCCCAAACCCCCUGCAAUGCACAUCGAUCGGUACUUCACAAACCUACGCUGGUCUAUGGACAACAACAAGAAGUCGUCUGCGGAUAUUGAUUUCAGCAUGAACGGCGGACUUCUGGAAUUUUUAAAGUCUAAAUCAAAUGAAGGAGGGGCCGAGACGCCAGAUGCACAGCCCUUGACAUCGCCUGCGGAGAACUCGACACCACCACCAACAGAUCCUCCUCCCUGGAUGAAGUGCUGCGGUCGCAAUUUUAAGAGUUCCAUAUUCUCGCUCCAGCCUGCAGAGCAGCCCAAGCGUCGUAGCUUUAGCCGCAUUCCGUCACGUGCCCCAAAUGGACAUUUGAAUUCCAACUCGUUAGAUUAAUAGUACGCGGGAAGCCUUCGUAUGAUUUUUAUUGACACUGAUGGAGAAUCAAAAUAUAAAAAAUAAAGCCUUUACAUGAUUCUUGGACCAUAUCUUAAAAA
Molecule: messenger RNA, 1862 nt
Organism: Drosophila obscura
Lineage: Eukaryota; Metazoa; Arthropoda; Insecta; Diptera; Drosophilidae
Product: zinc finger protein 888
Exons: 2
Coding region: 302-1186 (294 amino acids)
Source: RefSeq, a predicted model, not a curated record